AUGGCAGAUGAUGCCGAUAUUACAAAGCUCCCGCUCGAAGAUCGUUUAGGUCACAAGGUGAAUGAAUUUCGCGCCUUGCUCAAAUCCAAUAUUUUGGAAAUGAUAGGGAAGUUUAGAGCUUAUGUGAAAAUGGUAUUUUCAUCUUCUAGGUGUGGAAAGCGAGGUUGAGCGGCUACGAAGAGCUUGUGAAAAUUUAUCGAAAGAUUGACGAUGAAAGUAGCAAUGAAUUCAACAAGUAUCUCGGAAUGCUGAAGAAAUUUGUCAUCGAUAAUAAUGCUGUUGCCCAAGAGAAGGGUCUUGAAGCAGUAUUAGCUUUUUUAGAAGCUGCUUCUCCUUCGAUUUCUGGAAGGUAAGUCCCUCCUGAUUUUUUCUUUCUCUACGUUAAAUCAUUGUAAUCAAGUAUUUUAAUCGAACGCGAUAAAACUUUAAUUUGAAUAGGUGUUCAAGUGGUAAACAAAUCUGCCAUCGAUUAGACAGCCUGAUAUGGGUUAUUUUGGCGAAAGUACAAUAUAAACAACCUAAUUUCAGUCUCUUUCUAAGACAAGAGAGCUUCUAAUUAAUGCCUAUUAUACUGGUUGAAUAUGAUAAAUUCGGCAUAAUGACAACUUUGAUAAUAUAAUUCAUGGUGUAUGGAUCAAUGUUUUUAAAAUUUCUCAUGGGAACUCAAUCACUUGGUAAUCAAAGCCUCACUGCUAUUAACUAUAAUGUUUUUUAGAUAAUAAAAUAUUGCCAAUGAUAGUGUCAAACCUCAAAGUUUGAUUUCUAUUGUAGAAGAACCAGAAAUCAAGGACUUGAUGCAAUUGGUGUACAGGGUUUGAAUUUUUGACAAAAGAUUAAAGUUGUGCUGUAUGACUUAUUUCUGAGAUUCGGUGAUUUUUAGAAGUCUGUUAGUAACAACACAAGGCCUCUUCAGUAGUGUGGGCACCAGGUUGAGAAUGUCAUUACAAAGAUGAAUUAAGGCAGAAACAAAGAAAAUGUUGCCCAGAGCCCUGAGCCCAGAAGUAUGACAAUUGGACAAAUUUAAGGACCUCCUGCUCUUUAGAGUAGGAAGUACAUAGUGUUCACCCUGACAAGAGACAAUGACGGCAUUUAACAUUUCUUGAUGUGGACUUUCAUUCAAGGGUUGCUGGUGAUUUGAUAGCAGGAGUGGUCACUAAGUGUCUGAAUGCAAGACCAAAAACCAAAGAAAAGGGGAUUAACAUAAUUUUGAUGUACAUAGAAGUUGAGAAGCAAGAUGUUGUUCAAGUAAGUGAAAUGGGUGGUGUCUUUUCUUACUUUUGAAAUGAUUUUGCAUGAUUUUAUUGUUGGUAUUCUUAUACAAUUUGGAGUCUUUGGCAAAACAUCUGUAAAAUUUGCUGGCACAUGCAAUAUACAGAAUGUUUAGUACUCAGAUUCUCUGCUGUUUAUGCAUUUGGGGUGGGAGGAGGAGGGGGGUUGGUCCUAGCCAAGUAACCUCUAACUCCUUGUUAACCUUCAAUUUUGUUACAUGUAAUGACUUGGAGUAUGUACACAUUUUCUUAGUGAAGAGGUGGUUGAUCAAAGGUAACCACCUACCCCUUCCCCAGGAUUUUCUGAGGCUUCCUUGACCAUUAACAGUUAUCUAUUUAUACUCCUGAGUAGAGAAAGGGGGUGUAAGAGUAAAGUAUCUUGUCUAAGAAGACAAUACAGUGACCUAGUCAGGCCUUAAACUUGGACUUGUUGACUCAGAGUAUUCAGAGUGCCAAGGGUUAGGUCACCGCAUCUCCCACUCCCUGACAGUUUGCUAGUAUUCCCUACACUCAUGGGUGGAGAGAGAUGCAAUGUGAGAGUAAAAUUUCUUGUUUAAGAACACAACACAAUCACCCAGUCAGGGCUCAGAUGCAGAGCUUGCAAAAUUUUGUCCAAAAUUCCUAAUUCUCAGUAGUAAUGUUACCAAUAACGGUAAUAUGCAGUUAAUUGAUUGGCAGGAUUUAGAGGGUAUCAUCUUCUCUUCAUACCUGUUCCUAUUUUAGGAGGAAGUUUUAAAGGGACUAGAAAACAAACAGCCAAAAAUUGUUGCAGCUUGUACCGGUGUGUUACGUCAAGCAAUAAGGUAAAUGCUAAGGUAAAAGUCCUGAUGGAAUGAUAUCUUCAGUACUUUUAACUCUUUAACUCCCAUGAGUGACCAAGACAGAAUUUCUCUCUACAAUAUCAAGACAAUAUCAAGCACAUAAGUGAUGAGAAUAAAGAAAAAUAUCAAUCAGGGGAUUAUAAGUUGAUCCAAUACCUAAUUCUCCAAACUAACAUUACAAGAACUGUAUGGCAGACAGUAAGGACACUCACUAAUGAGAUCUUGGGAGUCAAAAGGUUAACCCUUUAACUCCCAUGACUGACCAAGACAGAAUUUCCCCUUACAAUAUCAAUGCAACAUCUAGCAGACAAGUGAUAAAAAUAAUGAACAACAUCAAUUUUGGGAUUAUUAAUUAAUUUAAAACCAAAUUCUCCAAACUAACAUCAUAAAACAAAUGAAUAAAGGGGAUAAGUUUCUUAAGAAACUGUGGUGCUGCGUUGGUGGGAGGGUAUAACAGGGUAAUUUAGUCUUAUCAACAGAACUGAUCACAUAAUGGUGGCCAAUUACGUUAUCAACUCAGUUGGUAAUACUAAAUUACCCUAUUAAUGUCAUAAAAAUUGUAUAUCAGAUAGUAAGGUUAAUUACUAAGAGGAUUCUGGGAGCGAAAGGGCUAUUAAGGAACAGGCCUUAGGUUUUUACCAAAUUGUCAGUUACCAAACUGAACAUUGAUAGGUCAAGAUGCCACAAACUUCUGUGAGACCACUGAUAUGGUGGUUACCAAGGAUUCAGGCUCAAAAGAUAUUUUUUUCUUUUCUCAGUGUUAGAAAAUAUUUGACAAAAUUUGGAGCAGGCAAUGAUCAUAUUUUUUCUCUCUCAAUAGUGAGUUUGGUGGUAAAGUCUUUAGUCUGAAACCUAUUGUCAAAGUUUUGCCCAAACUGUUUGAUCACAAUGAUAAAAUGGUCAGAGAAGAGGUGAGUCAACUGUCCUUAGUCUCUUUCUGUCAGGAUACAGUGUACUUCACUGAUUACACUUCAACAGGGUUUAAAGUUCAUUUUUACUUGUUUAGGGUUAAAUCAGGUCCAUAAAACAAACCCUUUCCCUGCAGAUCAGUAAGCUUAACAGGAAUGAACUCUCUGAAAAGCUGCUCUCAAAGUUUGAUUUCUCAGAAAAACUUGUGGAUCAUUUUACAUGUUGGUUUGUUUGUGCCCAAAUAUGAAUAAAUUUGUUCUUUUAUUUGAUUAGAUGGCUGCAUUGAGAAUAGUUGUUUGAAAAGAGUACCAAAUUACAAACGGGAAAUGAUCAAUGAAUUUCAAUAUCUGCCAUUUCAUCUGCACUAUAUUCCAAAAAACUACACAUAUGGCCUGCCAUGACAUCUAAGAUUGUCACCAUACAAAGGAAGCACUAGGGACAGGAUAUUAGUUUUCAGAAUUGUUGCAGGUAUUUCUGUGCAUUUUUCUGCCAACCAUCCUUGAAAAGAACUGUAAGUACUGAUUAAAGUGACUUCCAUGUAUCAUAGUGUGACUAUAAUUGUGCUUGCUAUGGUUCAUUUUUAUAGGCUAAAACCCUUGCAAUAGAAAUAUACAAGUGGAUAAGAGACAUACUUAAGCAGCAGUUACAGAAUAUCAAGCCUGUACAGGUUUGUAAUAUCUCUGAUAUUUACAGGUCAUUUUUUUUUUUGUCCAGGAAAAAAAUGUAUUUUGUCAUUUUCUGUUAAUGUUAACUAUGUAAAGUUGUAUUUAGUUGACUUUGGUGGGGUCCCUGCUUUCUUUUUAUCAAGCACAGGAACUUUUGUCUGUUCUAGAAAAAUUUCCAAUCAUGUUUAGCCUAGUAAUUAUUUAAGGGAAUUUGUAUGCAUAUUCAAUGGUUUCAAGAGAAUUUGAUAGGUAAUUUUGAAUAGCAGGCAGGUUUUGAAGUUCUAGAGGAUCUUCUCCUCACAGUGAAGAGUGGGCUCCCUUUAGAAAGUUUCAAAGGUCUAAAUUCUUGCAGUUGCAUUUUCAAAGAUAUAUUUUUUUCCAUUUGACAGUAGCUUAGGACAGCACCAAGUAGUAUAAAUGAGAACACGAUGACAUACAUGUUUGACAGACUUGCGGCAUAUUCUCACCCAAACAACAAAAUAAAUUGGCAAUUCAAAGAUAGCCAUUAAAGUCAGUGUCAUUAUGAUUUUGAUGAUACAUUUUUUUUAAUAAUAAUUUUGUGUGCCUGAAGUGGAUGAUUUCUAUGUUCAUGUUGAGAUAUUUUUCACUCAUCAGUUGUCAAGGUGACAAUAUUUUGUGACUGUUAGAGUUAAACGUUUUCAUGGCAAAUUUAAUGAUAGCCCAUUUUACUUUGAACUGUGAACUUUGAUUUUCUUAAAAUGACGAAGUAAUGAAAAACUAUUUACUGCAGGAACAAAUGAAAUAAAAUGUUCUGUGUUCAAACCGCAAAAUUGGAAUUAAAAGUUUUUUCCCACUGUAGUCUUAUAUUUUACUAAGAUGGCUAUUAUGGUGUUUAAAACAAUUAGGACCAGAAUAUUUUUUUUAUCUUUUAACACCAUAUUUUCAUGUUAAAAUAUGAAUUUUUUGCUGACUAAACGUAAGGCUUUUAUUAAUAAUUUAGUGACUAAGGAAAAUGUGAUAUCUUGUGUAAACCAACCACAGAUUUCACAUCCAGCUGUUAAUUAUUAAUUAAUGCUUAUUUCCAAUUUUUAUGGAAUGGAAUUAUUCCUUCUUUCAGGGAGUAGCUCUAUAAUGUUAUUUCAGUUUUUUACUUCAUUUGGAUUUAGAACAGAUCAGUGGAUCUUAGAGUUGGAAGCACUCCACAAAUGCAAUUUGCUCAAGGCCAAAACAUCUACUAAAGGGCUUUCUGGGAUUUGAAAUUCUUUUGUUAAUGAAUUUUACUUAAUCAGGUUUUCAAGGCGUAAUAGAUGGAGGUCAUCAUUGCCAAUGUGCUUUUUAAGGCUUUUGUGAAAGGAAAACAAAACAAAUGUUAUAACACUAAGAAAAAGAAGACUGGUAUUUCAGUUACAGCCAGUUUCUUGUGCCUUGAAAAUCGCCAUAAUGACCCAGGUACUCCUGUGGAAAGGCUUUCACUACACACAACGGUAAUAUUUGAUGAUUAAGACUCAGCAUUUGAACUCAAUUGUUCUAAAAAGAUUAGUCUUGAUGUCUUCAUUUGGAAUUUAAAGUACAGUGUUGAAUUAUACUUUUUUGACCACUGUGUAAGGCGUGAGCUCAUAUAUUGCUGCUUAUAGUUCCAGUCUGUUUAGCUUGUGGUGUAAAAUGAAAUAGAAGUCAAAAAGUUUAAAAUUUUUUUCUAGUAAUUUUUGUUUAGUUAAAGAUCGUUUUACUGUAUGACAUACAUAUGUGUAAGAUAUUUGAUGGAACAUGGUGUUGUUUUAGUUAGCAUGGUGGUUUUAGAUUGUUAAGUGUGGUUUUAAGGCCUUGAGGGAGUGAUUGUGUUGUGUUCUUGUGUUAGACACUGUGCUCUUGUGGCACUUCACUCUGAGUAAGAGUGUGACAUGUACAUGUAAUCAGCAUGGGUGGAUUGGAAAUCUGAAAAAUGCGGCAAGGUUAUCUUUUGCAGUCUAGCAUUUUAACCAAUGGGAAUAGGUAGUUAAACGAGAUGUUGCUUCAUGAGGAGUGAGAGAAGCUCUGACAUUGGGCAGUCAAGUGUGUAUGACUAUUAGACAGUAUAUGUUUAUAAAGAGCAAAGGAAAAUUAACAUAAAACUAAGUUCAGUGUGCAAAUGUUCAGUGGAGGUGCAGUGAUCUAUUGGUAGUAGGUGAAGAGGUUCAAACAAGACUACUUGCUGGGAUUAGUGUUUUGCAUUCAUGGUUCCUUCUUGAUGUGAUCUAUUACCUAUGGGACAGUCCUACUUUGGCACUUUGUAUGUAGACUGGGUUUUUCAGUUUGGUUUUUCAAUAACCCACUUUAGUAAUGCUAUGAGUGAGCACUGCACUUAUCUUAUGUUGGUAAAUCAUAGUUGAAAAAUGCUUAUGCCAAACUUUUUGAGAAAGAGAUUCACAUUUUUAAAAUGAAAAAAUUGUAACUUUCUGUGACAAAUGACUGUUUAACAUGGCUUUCUGUGCCUUAAUUGUCCUUCUAGCUGAAAGAGCUUGAGGAAGAAUGGGGAAAGCUUCCACCAACCCCCCCUGCUCCCACCAGAUUUACACGAAGUCAGCAGCAGAAGAUAGCAGAACAAGCUCCUGUUUCUCAAGUUGCUCCUGAUGGGGAUGUAUCAGCCACAGAUGGAGGUUCAGUCUUUUUUUUUCUUGUAGUAAAAGAAUUUGAGCUGAAAUGUUAAUGUGGCAGGUUGUUGUUAUAAUAAUAAUAAUUAACAACUGCAUCGCUAAGUGGAGGUCGAGUGCCUGAGACAUCCAGGAGCUUUUGCUAUUGGCAGCCAGCUCCUAGAUGAAGACUGCUCUCCCAUGGCUGGCAAAUCCUGGCAACCCAGCCAUUAGCCGCCACACAGGAAAGGGAAACAGGCACCGGUGACACUGAAAAAACAUUGGAAAUAAUUUGAUUCAUGAAAGAAAUUUUAAGCAAAGCAAAUCAGAAUGAAAUAUUCUCCAUUAGGGAAUUGAAAAUAACCUGAAACACUCAAAAGGACUCUGUUCAUGCUAUACUACUCAUGUGAUGCCACAUGCAAAUGUUUUAGUACUCUAUUGUAAUUAAUAUUUGUUCUUUUUGACAGAAGUAUUUUUGUCAUGGUUAUUAUUCAUACCUCUAAGAAAUUCUCAAUAAUUUUUCAAGUACUUUUUAAUCCAUGUUUCUCUUCCAAAAUCAAAGUAGUAUUUUUGAGCAAGAUUCUGUACAUUAAGUCAUCAAUAAUGGCAUAAAGUGGCAUUGCUAAUCGAGCUGUCAACCUGUUUUUAGCAGUCCCCAUGAGUGAUUGCUUAAUACAGGUUUAACUGUAGUUCAUGUGCAAUGUUUCAGUCCUUUCACUAUUGGGAUCUGAAAGUUAACUUACGUCACUGGUGACCACACUUUUCGCAAGAAUUGGAAUCAUGUCAGGACUGUGUCCUUGAUAUAACAAUCCUCUUACUUUUCAUUAAUCACCUGUCUGAAAGUGUCAGUUGUAAGUUGUAAGGAGAAUGUCACAAAUGAUCACUCUCAGCAGUGGAAGGGUUUACAGUUGAGGAGCAUAUUUUAAAAAUAGGCCUUAAAGGACACUUUGUAGCACCCCACUACACAUAAGGUUUAACAUUGGAUUAUGAUGGGCUGAUACUCAGAGAUCCUGGCUAUGUCAGUCAUUUAGUCACAAAUGGUGAGGUAGUGAUUUGCUACGCUAUGGUUUUUAAGGGGUUGGGUGGGGUUGCUUUGGGAAGUAUCAAUAUGAAAAGGUUCAGGAAGGUUUUUGAGCAGUAUCUCUAGAAUUUCUGACCAAAUAUUAUGUAUUUGUGGGAAAAAGGGAGAGGAAUAACUUUUGCAUUUGCUUAACAUGGGACAAUUAUAGUCAGUUAAACAAUUAGCAUGAUAAUGGUUGCCAACUUCUGGUAUGGGAGCUCUUAUUAGAGCUCAUUGACUCCCUAAUUGACUGACAAAUGCCAUCUGGAGCUCUUAUCUGAGGUCAAAUGUCUGGUGAUUGGGAGCUGGUGUUAAAGCUCAUUGACUCCCCAAUUGACUGACAAACUACUGGUGAUUGGAAGCUCUUAUUAGAGCUCAUUGACUCCCCAAUUGACCAGCAAACUUCUGGUGUUUGGGAGCUCUUACUAGAGCUCAUAGACUCCCCAAUUGACCAACAAAUGUCUGGUGUUUGGGAGUUCUUAUUAGAGCUCAUUGACUCCCUAAUUGACCAACAACCCUCUAGUAAUUUGAGCUUUUAUUAGAGCUCAUUGACUCCCCAAUUGACUAACAAACCUGUGGUAAUAAUAUUGGGAGCUCUUCUUAGAGCUUGUUGUCUCCCCAAUUGACCUACAAACCUCUGGUAAUUGGGAGCUCUUAUUAGAGCUCACUGACUCCCUAUUUGAUCAAUAAACCCUUAGCUAUUGGAAUCUCUCAUCAGUUGAAGCAAAUUGUUGGAAUAACCUGCUGAAAUGCUAAGGGUGGUAGGGGUGGGGGAGAUUGAUCAAGUGGUAAUACUCCUAUUUGCAACAUGAUAUGGAAAUGGUGAGGAGAUGUAGAGUAGUUUAGUUUCAGUUUUAACAGUCGGGCUAUAAUCAAUUGAGCUUUACAUCGAAUAGUCUGUGUUUGUGUUUGUUUUUUCCGGGCUUUAGUAUAGUCAUGUAGAUUUGCAACAGUAUUUUUUUUUGUCCUUUUGUCUUUUGCAGGAGUGGCUGUUCCAGAACAGGAAGCAAUCGAUCCAUAUGACCUCAUUGAAGCUGUUGAGAUUCUUUCCAAACUCCCCAAAGAUUUUUAUGAAAAUUUGGUUUGUAUUCAUGAUUCUGAUGACUAUUAACAUCAAAGUACCAUAAAAAAAAUAUAAAAGAGAAUAAAUUAUUACUGCAUUGUCAAAUGAUGUUUAAGUUUUACUGCCUCCCUUGAGUAAGCUAACUUCUUCAGAAAUUGUUGUAUGAGCAUCACUGAAAACUUCAGUCAAAUAUAGAUAAGCAAGGUUUGGGAUCUAAUCAUGAGAAAACAUGAAAUUCCUGGACCUGAAUUGAUAUAAAGGAUGGCAGAGUUCAAGAAUUAAACUCUUUAAGGUGUAUUUAUGAUGUUUGUUGAACAUAAGAUAAACAAGAUAAUGAUAAACUUUGAUUAAUACAAAUGAAAUACAUAGGAGAACAAGAAAUGGCAGUCAAGGAAGGAAGCAUUGGAGGCCCUUGAAAAACUUGCGUCAAAUCCUAAACUGGAAGGAGGACAAUAUGGAGAAUUGUUAGGAUCCUUGAAGAAGGUAAGCUUGUACCAAGGACUGGUGUAUUCUCCAAUACCCAAGAGUUUAUGUUUGGCAAGGACAAAAACAAGAUUUAAAGGUCUAAAGAAACUCUAGGGAAACUUUAUUUCUGUUUCCUUGGCCGGUUUUAAGUAUACUCUUAACUGCCUCUUGUAUGCUUUAACUGCCAUUGGUGAUCAUGUAGUAAAUUUGAUUUGAUUUACAACUUUUAAAAGGUUAAGUAAGCAGGUAAUAAGAAAUGAGCCAUGUUUUCUUGACUGAAUACUGAAAAUUCAGGACUGUGGGGUAAGCAAAAAUACUGAUUUUGAAGUUAAGGGCUAACACAUUUGAUAUUAGUGUUAAAAAAGAAGAAGAAGGCCUAGGAAACUAAGAAUUUAAUUCUUUGGGAAUCACAUUUGUCAUAAACUAUUAAGAACUGAUAUGUUCUCGCUAGUUUCAAGAAUUUUGUUAUUUCUUUCACAGAUUAUUUCUAAAGAUGCCAAUGUUAUAGUUGUAAUCCUGGCUGCCAAAUGCAUUGGUCUGUUAGCAACAGGGCUGCGCAAGAAAUUUAGCCAAUAUUCAUCCAUGAUAACUACCCCUAUCUUGGAAAAAUUCAAAGAAAAGAAAGCAAAUGUUGUGGCUGCUUUGAGAGAAGCUAUUGAUGCUGUUUUCCUUACUGUAAGAUGAAUGAAGUUCAUUUUUUGCUUAACAUGAAUGUUAUAAUUAGUUACACAUGGACAUUUGUUAUAUUGCGAUCAAGAACUUGGGAUUGAGGACUGACACUGAUUUACCUGCAGCAAGCUGGGUUGUCUUUAGAAGCCAGCAGGCAAAUAAAACCCACUGGCUGUCAGACCAUUCUAUGCUGGUUACUUAGUGAAUUUUGAUCAAAGACAAACUAAGUAUUUUUCAAUUGAUUCUAACAUCAGUGUUUGGCUAAACAAAGUUACUCAAAGAAUGCUGGAAAUCACAUCUCACAUAGUUUCAAAUUUCAAUUUUCUCUAAGGAAGCAUGCCUCCAAACCCCCUAGAAGGGCAUGCUGCUAAGCAGUAAUACAGCAAGCUUGCAAUACAAACAUAAUUUAAUUCAACUGUCCACAGUUCAGAUCAUAGGUCUGUUACAUGUUGUAAUGAAAACCUUGAGUAGUAAAUGCUGUACUGCUUAAGAACAAAUGAAAAAUUGAGGCACUGUGCAAGGUUUAACUGAGUAAGUGUAAAGGAUGUCAAGUUAAUUUUCCAGCAAAUUUAUCUGCUUGAUGUUAAAGUACUGACACCCAACCUCUUUGAAGUAACUUAGCUUUUUUUUCCAUCUUCAUCAGACUACUUUUUCUGCAAUGCAAGAAGACAUUCUAGCCACUUUAGAAAAUAAGAACCCUUCUGUGAAAGAAGAAACUGUUCGAUUUCUGGUCCGAAGCUUUAGCAAGAGCACACCAGCUGCAAUGCCAAAGACUUUCUUGAAGCCUGUUUGCAGCAGUCUCCUUAAGGUACAAACUUGUCUUUUCAAGGCUGACACUUCUGAUGACAAGUUGCUUUGUUGUGUGACACAUAGUAGGGACAACUCCGGGAACAAUCAGCUUUUGCAAAUUGUUGUGAAUAUUGUUCUAACUGCAACUGAGUUAAGUAUUUUGAAUCAAAUUACAUAAGAAUUUUGUUGCUGCUGUUACUGGCAUGAGUUCAAUGGUAGGUCACUCGCAUAAUUAUUUUUUAUGUUAUAGAGGAUGGAUGAUACUGUUGCUCCAGUAAGAGAUGCCACUGCUGAAGCUCUUGGUACAUUACUGAAGGUUAUGGGGGAAAGGCCUUUAAAUCCAUACAUUGAGCAGCUUGAUAAAAUCAAAAUGGAUAAGGUAAUCUGUUUGUUUUUAUUCAGUUAAUCUGAUUUCCAUAGUGUGAAGUUACAAGGAGUAUUGAUACUCCUCCCUGGCUGGAAUGCCAGGCCAACACAAAGUAACGCCUUCAUGUAACUUCCCUGAUAAAUUUGCUGGUACCCAUUUUUACACUUGGCCUUGUGGGAGUAAAGUGGCUUGUAAGAAGACUGAAGCUUCAAUCUGUAAAUGCAUCUUUUCACUUUUGCAUAGUGCAAGUCCUUUUCAUAGUGUUUAACAUCCAGUGUUGUCUUUAAAGGUAAAAGAAUGUGCUGAAAAGGCUGAAGUUAGUGCAGUUCCUAUGAGUGCAGCAAGCAAACCCGCAUCUGCAGGAACAACCAGCACAGAUGGUGCAAAAAAAGAGGCAGCACCAGCCAAGAAACCAGCAUCAAAGCCAUCCAAGCCUGGAGGCAAAGCAGCUGAUUCAGCAAAACCUUCAUCGACCAGUUCUGGAGUGAGUAUUGUUUAAUUUUGUAGAUCAUUGAGUAAUUAAUAUACUGUGUAGAAGAACCUUGAUAACUCAAACUUAGCUUAUUCAAACUUUUUUUAACAUGAACUACGAGGAAUUUCUCUUGAAGAACAAUUGUAGAUUGAUUUACCACAAGCUUACCUAACCCUGGGUCAUCUUAAACUGUUCACUGUUUUUCUUGAAAGUUAAAAUCAGUGAGGUUCUCUGGUACAAUGCCUCUUUUUAUUUCCUUGGUUCACUGCAGAGAUGACACAGAUGCCUGCAACGAGGAUAAACCCUAACAAAAUUGAAGAUUUUUCCAUUUCAGUUUAGUUUUUGUUUAGUUUUGUUUUGUUUCCUUUCUGUAUCUUCUCUACAAUUUUUUUCCAUCCACUUUGGCCUUUUGUGUCUGUUGGCACUAAAUGGAUUGAGCAAUAGUCUCCCAUUGAAGGACCUUCUUUAAAGUAGUGGUGUCUAUUUUACCCUUCUAAUCGCUCAAUACGACUGUUUUUUAGCCUUCAAAGAAGAAGCCAUCAACAUCUACAGCCUCAUCUGCCGGAGGAAAGGCGGUAAAAGGGGGAAAAAAUAAGGGAUCUACAGCUGCAAAUGACAGUGCAGAACCAACUGAACAAGAGAUGUCGGUAAGACAUGCAUGUGGAUAUUAUCUUGAAUAACUGAAGAUAGGUGAAGCUAUUUCUUUGCUAAUAAUUCCAAAAUUAAUAUGUUCUACAUUAAUUAUCACUUUAAAAUGUUUUCAUACAGCCAGAAGAAGUAGAUGCCAAAGCAGCAGAGUUGAUCUCUGAAGCUGUGUUGAAUCAACUUGUGCAUGCUAACUGGAAGGAAAGACUUGCUGGUAUUGAAGCGUUAACUGAGGUAUGAUUUUUUAUUUGUGUUUUGCACUCACUGUAGGAAAUAGCACAUUUACCCACUAGGCAAAAAGGUCUGUAUUGUCUUGAUGGAAAAUUUGCAAGGAGUGUUCAGUAAUUUCACCAAUCUUGUUUUAAAGUAUUUUUUGUCCUGACUGCCUUUGGCUUUUAAAGAAUGAUGGUUCAGCUGGUUGAGUUGAUCUAAGCAAGUAUGUUUUAAUGUUUUCAGUCAGUUGCAGUACUGAAGGUAAUCUGUUAACAACUUCAUUUACAACUCUCUAUGAUCAGAACCCAAUUAAAUGAGUUUCAUUUAGUACAUAUUUUGAUGUUUUAGAUAGUAUUUUUGUUGUCUUGUUAUUGUAGCUUAUCAAAGGUAUGGAUCCCAAAACAACUUCAUCUCAAGUCCUGAUCAGAGUUCUUGCCAAAAAACCUGGCUGGAAAGAUACAAACUUCCAGGUACAAAGUUAAUUGUGAUAUUAAAGCUGACUGUCAUGACACUUAGAGGGCAUGAAAUGAAUUAUUCAGAGUGCAUUAACCCAUUACACCCAACAUCAAUAUGCAUAUUCUCAAUGCUGUUCCUAUGCAUUUCCUAAGAUGCUUAUAAGGAGAAUUUGUUCAACAAUCACGAGUUUAUUUAGUUGGUGAUAAUUUCCUUUAUUCUAUUAACUUUUAGGUUUAAUCCAAGGGUGAUACUUUAAAGAAAAAUUAGAUGCUAGUAACUCUCAGCAGCAAUAGACACUCAUUAGUAUUUGUGAAUUCACAGGUGCUGAAAGCUAAGUUUUCUCUGUGUCAGUACGUAGCGCAGAACAUCAAGUCAUUCUCUAAGCGCAGUGCUUUCUAUGCUCUUGAUGGGCUCGUUGACAAGAUUGGAGAUAUAAAGGUACUUUUAGUUGUCCUAUAUUAAGGUAAAUUUUAAUUCUUUUGUCCUGUCUUUUGAUGUUGUCAUUUUAUUUACUCACAGUUCUUCAAAUGUGUUCAUUUCAUUAGUUGAAAGAGGCAAGCAAAGAAACCCUCACUACAUUUGCUGAAGUGAUAUCUCUAAACUACAUCAGUUUGAAGGUGAGUCACAACUCAUACAUUCUUUCAUUCUUGGUGAUUUCAAACCAUAUUUCCUUAAGCAAAUUUUUGGACGCUUUCUCUUGAUUAUUCAAUUUGAAAUUUUCAUAAAUCUCAGAGGAUAGACCUGUUGUUGUCAUAACUUCUUUUGUCAAAAGAAUUGUAUUACCUCGACUUUACUUAACAGAAAAGUCUGAAAUCAUAGAGACCUCAUAGUUUUGAGAUUACAAGGUCACUCAGAAAAGGCAUUAUCACCAUUGAUACAUUCAAUCACUACACUUUUAUCUCCCCUUGCUAUCUCCGAGUUUCUUUUUUAUACAAUGUACUCCAGUUACAAUGUGCAGCCAGUCAUUACUUAAUCACCCGUAUUGUACUCAUGUUUUGAUAACAGGUCUCCAAGCAUGCUGGCUCUCAGAAGAAUCCUAAAGUUCUAGCAGAGUCUCUUAACUGGCUCUCAGAUGCAGUAAAAGGAUUUGGGUUCAAGUAAGUGACACAGAAUUAGCUGGAUAAUUUUUUAAGAGUCAAUUUAUGAAUCGGAACCUAUUCAUAAAAAUAGUAGUCACCUUGACUGACAACUCGUGCAUGUUCUUGCCAAAUUUGGAAAACGUUUUUUUUUUCUAUCAAACUAAAAGUGCCUAAUUGUUUAGUCAGAGCCUGGUGGACUCAGGCCUUGGACAAAAAAAUGAGAGGGUCAUGCAGUGUUGGUACUAACAUUUUUUAUUUGCAAAAUUUGAAUUUCAAUAUGUCUUAAAAAUAUUUUAUUCUUAUUUUCAAAGAAUUGACCUCAAGCCUCAUAUUGCCUAUGUCAAGGAAGCAUUGGCUAAUACCAAUCCUGUAAGUAAAGUCAAGCUCUUUUGAUAUUGUUAUUAGAGACAGUUGGUUGGUUGUUUUGUUGAUCUGUCAGUUUUGUUGAUCUGUCAGUUUUGUUGAUCUGUCAGUCAGUGAGGUGGUGAGUGAAUGAGUCAGUCAGUUUGACCGACAGACUGUUAGUAAGGCUGUCCGUCAGUCAUUCAGGUAGUUAGUUAGUAAGGGCAAGUCAGUGUUUUCAAUAGUUUCCAGCAGUUUGACAAUGAACUUGUAGGUGUAUGAGAAAAAUUCACCUAAUCUAGCUAGAACUUCAUGCUUUUGCUUAACUUGCAAACGUUUAUGAAUGCAGACCAGUAAAACAUUUGCACCGGUGAUAACCAAACCUUUCUUUUCCAGGCUGUUCGUACAGCUGCUAUCUCACUGCUUGGAACAUUACAUAUGUACGUAGGAGCAACACUUAGAGUGUUCUUCGAAGAAGAAAAGCCUGCUCUUUUGCAACAAAUUGAUGCUGAAUUUGAAAGGGUAAUUUUAUUUCUUUGUCUUUUCAUUUUCUACUCUUUCUUAUUUCCAAUAGACUUUUCUCCAAAUUGGUGGCCAAAAUGAAAAAAAGGAAAAUGUUUCAAAAGGAAACAGUUCAGUGGAACUUCUGCAAUCGAGGAAAUGGUGGUUUGGAUUUGGAUGGGAGUACAAAUACCCUCAGCGUUACAAAUGUCUAUAUUUUUUUAACCUGAAAUGAACUUUUUUUCGGCUAAAACAGCUCUCGGUUAAAUUAAACUUUACAGUAGCAGGAAUUACCUUCGUUUUCAUCUCAAUUCAUAAUUUUGGACCUUUCUUUUUUGGCAACAGGACGUUUAUUAAGAAAGUUGAUCCAUUGAUGCCUUUUAGGUGAAGGACGAGAAACCGCCAGCCCCUACACUAGGCUUGUCUCCCAAUGCAGGUGACACUGAGGAGGGAGGGGGGGACACAGAAGAUGGCGGAGGAGGGGGAGGAGAGGGUAAUGCUGCACCAACUGUCAACUUGGCCGACCUUGUUCCAAGGAAUGAUAUAAGGUAAGCUACAAUGACGCCACUGUUUGUGCAUCAGCGAAUAUCCACCCUGAAAUUUGAAAGUUUUUCAUGCGAAAUCCUCGACAAUAUGUCUAUCGGUGUUUUUAUUACGACAAAAUGAACAUAGUUGCUGUUAUAUGGUUAUGGUAGAAGGUUGGAAAUGACAUGGCAUGGCAUUUUUUAUUCUUACCACUUAAAGAAACCAAACUGAUUUGCAACUUUUUUCCUGGUAAUGCUUAGAAAAUGAUAAUUGUUAUGUUAAAAGCUUUUCUGAAAUAAAGAAUUACUGUGUUCGUUUCAGUGCUCAGAUCACACCAGCUCUGAUCACGGAACUUGGCGACAAGAAUUGGAAAGUUAGAGGAGAGGCACUUCAAAAGGUAACUCAACCGUGUGGCUUACGUACAAGAAUGAGAUACCUUGUUUACUAGAAAUAUUUGCAAUGCAAAUCAUUAAUGCCUGAGUUUACUGUCCUUUGCACCAGGUCAUAGACAUAUUGUCUGCUGCAAAGUUCAUCACUCCAGAGCUAGGAGAACUACCACCUGCACUCAAGGCUCGACUUGGUGACUCUAAUAAGAAUCUGGUAAGUUUGUGGACCGCCGUAGUUCGGCUGUAGUUGUUAAUUGUUCUAUACCAAGACUGUAUUAUCUGCUGAAGAUGAUGAGCAUUUCUACCGAAUGCCUGUUUCUCGAUCACUAAUAGAACGCUUUUCGACCACGAGUUUUAAAUCCUAAACCAAAACUAAAUUACUUACAGCAGUUUGAUGGUUGAAAAUCAUAACGAAUGAAACUUUCACAAGGAAUAAUGAGAAUUAAAAGUGAAUAGAUGUAAGCAACGUGAAGCGCGGGAAAACGCGAGUGACAGUCCAGCGAUUGGUUUAAACUUCGCAUCUGAUUGGUUGAAAGGGAGGCACGAGUUUUUCUCGACCAAUUAUGAACUUAUUUAGGCAAAGGGCUCUGACGACAUGUUUGUUUCUUCCUAUUUACCAGGUUACCAUCACUCUUAACAUUUGCACGACAUUGGCGACUGCUAUGGGAGCACAAAUAAACAGGCACUUAAAAGUCUUGGGUGCUGGAAUAUUCAGCACGUUAGCAGAUGCUAAGGUACGGUACUCGUUUUUUUUUUUUUUUUUUUUUUUUUCGACGGUGUUUGGACGUGUUGACUAUUUUAUUAAGACUGCCAAGUGUGGGAAUUACUAUAACAACACAAUUGUUUUACUUGAAGCAUGUUACAAGCUUAAAAGCUCUUUACCUGAUUAGUUUUGCGUUAGGGCUUCUUCAAGUACGUACUUCAAUAACUUUUUCUAUCGGCCUCUGCCGAUGGUGUAAUGCCGGGAAGGCUUUGCCUGAAGGCGAAACCCGUGGACUUGAUGCAGUGAACUUUAUUAAUUUGAAACGUUCUCUUGACUAUUCUCCCUUUUCUUUUAGAACACAGUCAGAGCCACUGGGAUCACUGCCUUAAAUGCUUGGCACAAAGAAAUAGGGUUGACGCCUUUCAUUGAGGGCGAAGUCAUCUUUGGAGCUCUCAGUACCGAAAACCCUAAUUUAAGAACAGAGGUAGCAUCUUUGAAGCAAUGAUUUUAAAUCUUAUGAAAUGUAAUCGAAGAAAUUUGUACCCGAGCCAAUUUCCAGUUUUGAAAGGAAUCACCUGCAUAAUUUUAUCUGUAUAGUUCUCAGUGGAGCAAUCGGACUAAACAAUAAUUAUGGUGUCCACGACAACUUGUUUGCCUACCAUUUCUUGUUCGUCUUUCAAUUUCAAAGUUAUUAACAGCUUUGUGUUUACUUAUUCCAGGUAUUGGGGUGGCUAGAGGAAAAAUUACCAGCGGAGAAGAACCUUCCCUCUACCUUAGUCGCCAUAGUGGCUCCUUUGUAUUCCUGUUUAGAAGAUCGCAGUGGCGAUGUGAGGAAGAAAGCCCAGGCUGUUGUGCCUGUCAUGAUGCAACAUGUCGGAUGGGACAGUAUGAGCAAACAGGCCAAUAAACUGAAGGUAGAAUUCGAUUUUUGUUCUUUCCGAGAGAAUUCAAAAUUGUUCAGCUUGCAUCUUCAGCGAAUUUGUCAGGGGAAGGGGGGAUGCAGUAGAGGGAAGAGAAAAGAAAAAGAGGAAGUACAAGCAGUGGAGGGGGGGGGAGGGAGAGGUGAGGAUUAGCACAGAUUUUAAACGGCAAGCCUAAAAUUUCCAAGAGCUCUUGUCAGCGAAAUUGCUCAUUGUAUUUGCCACGAACUGAAAAAAACCUCUUUUCGCCAGAUUAGUUGAUGUACUAGUAUACGAGUUUGAUUUUUUUUUUGUUAUUAUUCUCAUUUUUUUCAUUUUUUACAACGCUAAAUGUGAUAAAACCUAGUCAGUGCACCACUUUCACUGAUUAGAUAGGGAGUAGGUUUCCAGAGGCAUUUCCUAUCUCGGUCGGUAUCUGUACAGAAAGUACGAAUGCUUCUAACAAAGUGUUUUAUUUGCACGAAUGACUAAUUUUGGGCCUUGAUUUUUAGCCUGCCUCUAAAUCUAAUGUGGUGACGAUACUGGAGAAAGCACGAGCCUCCCUCCCCGAACCCUCCAAAGCUCCCAACAAAGCUCCUGCAGCCGCUACCACUGCUAAACCUGCUGCAACCAAGGCUCAGGCAGAUUCAUCAGCCACAUCUGGAGGGAGUGGUGGGGCCUCAGGCGCAUCAGCUUCCUCCUCUGGCGGCAAUGCUAACAAGAAAACCAAGUCUACAGCGAAGCAAGCUGAGUCGAAGGUGAGGAAAAUAUUUCUUACGAUAAGGUGUUAUUUUAUUAUCCUUUGCUGAAUUCGAAUCAUUCAUUUUGAACUAGAAUUUGAGACAGGUUUUGGUUAUACGAAAAUCAGUUGCAAUGAGCUCGAAAAUAUACCAUGCAUCCUAAUAAUUUAUUUAUUGUUCCGUAAGUCGUCUAAGAAGUCCUCAGCGGAUGUAGAAAGCGAUGGCCCUCCUUUCUUACGGUAUAAUGGCAAAGAUGGCCGUUUCAAAGACGAAAAAGAUCUCAAGGUACGAACUUGGAAGUGUACAUUUAAAGCUGAGUCCUCCUGUUGUCAGUUAUCAUCAAGGUUAUGUUUUCCAUUUCUCGGGUAAAACUGUUUGUUUUCGUCUGUUGUUAGGUUUUAAAGUGGAAUUUCACCGCGCCCAGAGCUGAGUUUGUUGAGCAACUCAAAGAACAAAUGAGGCCGUGUCUUGGAAAGACGUUGCACUCGAAUCUGUUUCACGCUGAUUUCAAAUAUCAUCUGAUUGGAAUAAACACCAUGCAACAGGUACAACAAUUAUCGUACAAAAUUUGCCAGGAUUGAAUGGACUACUGUGAAUGUACCACGUUAUUUGUGUGAUCGUUUACGCUGGGAAAGAGGUAUCGCUCUGAGUCUGUUUAAUAGUGCUCAAGUGUGGGUGGAAGAGCCCUACCAUCUCACAGGAAAGAAGGAAUCAAGGAGCGGGCGUGGAAAUCUUUGGGAUUGUUUUAGCUUGUAAAAUAGAGCCUGCAUAACAUUCCUAAAUAACUUAGCAUUUCUGCGGUUUUCUGUCGAACGCAAGCGUAAAGGGCAAGUGACGCGCUAGACGAGCGGGGAAAAAAUUAUCACACGUGACCCCCUUUUUGCGCUCGUCCCCGCACGCCUGUUUUGCAUUCUAUCUCAACUGUUAGCUUUCUUCUCUUUUCAGUGUGUUGUGCCUCCGUCAGAUGCGCCAUAUCAGGUGGAAGUGGUUCAGUCGUUAGACCUGAUCCUUAAGUGGGUCACUUUACGAUUCUUUGACACCAACACCACCGUACUCAUCAAAUGCCUGGAACUUAUGGACGCUGUCUUUGUCAUGUUAGCACAGGCUGAUUAUCAAAUGUUGGAGUUUGAAGCCUCUAGCUUUAUUCCUUACCUUGUGCAAAAGGUAAAUCGAUAGAAUAAAAGUGUGUAAAGGGGGUAUGUUUCUGAAGAAACUGUGGUGCUGCGUCUGUGGGAGAGUAUAACAGGAUAAUUUAGUAUUUUCAACUGAGCUGAUAACGUAAAUCGGCCACUGUAAGGAGUUUCAAGGCUGACGUUGCGAGCAUCAGCCAUUUGCUCUGACGAAAGACUAUUGCUCGAAACGUCAGCUUUGAAGCUUUGAAAAACCCCUUACGGUGGCCAUUUAACAUUAUCAACUCAGUUUAUAAAAAUGUGGCUGAUUUAAAUAAUAGUGAUCUUGAAUGCAUCUAACUGCAAAAUUUCGAGUUCGUUUCGCUGCGGUAAGCUCCUUCCGGCGACAUCAAGGAAAGCACCAUUUUUAGUCCCAACCCUUUUCUUUCCUUUUUUCUCUUGAAAUUAUACGCUCUCUAAAAGCUUCAAAAAGUUUGAAGAAUUUAUAAUUUCGAGGAACAGUAACCAGUGAAUAACGACGGAAAAUGAUUAUUUCUAUCAAAAGGUUGGGGAUCCAAAAGAUGCCAUAAGAAAGAUGAUUCGUAAUCUGUUCAAACUGCUGACAAAGAUCUACCCUGCCAGCAAGCUGUUCAACUAUGUUAUGGAAGGCCUCCCGUCCAAGAAUUCCAAAACCAGGAUGGGUAUGAUAUCAUGUUUGUUAGUAAAGUGAUGUUCAGUUGAAUCUUGUUAAAUCAGCGGCCACCAGGGAGUCGGUGAUAAGGCGAAUGGGAAACGCUCGUGAACAAGUCGCUUUAGAGUUGUAUUUGGCUUUGGUUUGUACGGAGAGAUGAGUUCUCAAGGAAAACCAAAGAGUGUUUAAUAGAAAGUCAGUGCGAUCCAAAGAGUGUUUAAUAGAAAGUCAGUGCAAUCCUAGAUUAUUGUCGAUUCUCAGUUGAAAAUUGCUCUAUUUGAAUUUGAUGUAACCGCAAUCUCUCACAAUAUUCCAGGGAAGUCUGUUCAAAACUUACUCGCUUACUCAGUGUUUUAGUCGUAAACCUUGAGGAACAUGAUAACUUACCGUAGUAUAGACCAAAUUUGAAAAAUGUUGGCCUACGACAUGUAAUUUGCUGAGAGGGAAGAGAAUACAAUCUAGCCCGGGUUUGCGAAAGAAAUGAAGUAUGCACCGUGAGUGAGUCAUUUUACAACUCAUAACUGAGAUAAUGCAAGCCAACUCUCAUUAUUUCCCCAGAAAUGCCUCGACGCUGCGACUUGCUUUUGCAGGUUAUUAAUUCUCAACAUUCAUUCGUCUAUCCUCAAGAAAAAUUUCGUCUGUUUUUCUAUUAUAGAGUGUUUAGAAGAGCUGGGUUCUCUCAUCCAAGUUUAUGGUAUGAAUGUGUGUCAACCAACCCCUCCCAAGGCGUUGGCUGCCAUUGCUGCACAGAUAGGCGACAGGGAUAAUGGAGUUAGAAACGCGGCUUUGAAUGCUGUGGUGGAAGCUUACUUUCUUGUAGGAGAAAAGACCUGUUACAAAUAUUGCUCACAGGUGUGAGGUUUGGAAUUUUCGUCAAUUGAGACGCUAUAUUUUAGUUGGAUGCUAGCUGUACCACUUGGGUUAACGAUGUUUAUUUGAGAGUUUCUGUCAAAAAUUCGUUGAUAAAUUGUGGCAUGAUAGUGCUGGACAUAUUAAACACAAUUAACUGAAGUACGAUUAACAUUUAAGUGAAGGGUUAAGUUUUCUAAUGCAAAUCAGAUGCGUGAGAGCUUCAUUAAGUGUCUAAUUUUACAGCUAAAAAUUCGGUGACCGAAUUUGAAGAUCCCUUUGUUCAGCGUAACAAAGUUAGCAACUUUCCAUGUAUAUUUUCCAAGAAGGUUCUUCUUUUCAGAAGUCUUCAGGAAGUAAAUCAAGGGCAAGGAGUCAACACUAUUCGAUAAGGCACUUAUUUACUGACCGGGAGUGCCGGAAUGGGAUGUCCUCGCUUGUUAGUGAUCGUUGAUGAGAAUUCACUGUGCAAAGAAAAAAAAAACUACACACACACACCGUUGCAACCUUUUCUCAAUCGGUUGCUUAAAACGUAGUUUUAGGUAAAUUAGAAUUAUUCUUUUCCACAGCUCUCAGACAAGGACCUGGCGUACCUAGAGGAGCGAAUAAAACGGUCAUCAAAAAAUCGGCCUAGUACGGCUCCAAGUGAAAACACGGCGAAAAGUAACGUUAGUGCGCGGGGAGGGAGCGACUCUUCCGCUAAUGCCGCCAAGAAAAAAGAAGAUAAAAGGCCAGGAAAACCACAGCUUGCCAGGUGGGUGUGUUGCGCAUGACUUACAGAGUUAACCCGGUUGAUGUGGUAUGGAGCGACUCAGAUUAGUAUUCUUAGUUGUAUUGCUAGUCCACUUUAGGUUACCUCCGCCCAGGCCCUUAUCUAGGUUUCCCAGAGAAUUCGCCGGUCUCAUUCAUACCCGUAGGUGGGUGAAAUAAUUAUGGGAGUGAAACAUUUUGAUCAAAAACACUGAACAUUUUUAUGGCGUUGGCCAAAACUGAAACUCGGGACCUCCCCAUGUAAUUAUCAGUGGACUGACAAGAACCUGACCGGUUUCCCUUACCUCUUGUUUAAAAGCUUUUGGUAAAAAUUGGUAAAUUGGUGAAAUUUCCUUGUCUGUAGGCCUGCGACAGCCCCCGCACAAAGGCAGGAAAACGUUCGUCGUGAAUUCAGUUUAGACAUCGAUGGUAUUGAAGGGGAUGAUGUGCACCAUGAUGUGACUGUCCCUACCCUGGAGGCAAAUGACGCUUUGGAUGAUCUUAUCAGUGCGCCUGUCAAAAAACCAUACACCAAGUGAGUUUCUUGUCUGCGGUCAACUUGCAUUUUCUCAUUACUUUUUCUGUUCGUUUGUGUAGUUCUACUUUGAGAAUUUGGUGAUAUAUCCAAGAAUUUGGUUACCAAAAUAUGCCUCAUCGCCUUACAAGCUCCUUUCUGCAUUUCGCUUGUUUUGUGGUGCGUUUUAAAGUGUGAUAACCGAGAUGAAGGCAGAAAGCAACAGUGACUCAGAUUUGUCAAUUAUGAGACAACUAGCAAUUCACAGAGUAAAUUCAAGAAAGUUUUCCCCACCGUUCAGCGAGUGGUAUUCUACAAAAGAAAAAUCCAUUUAUCGUAUAGACGUAGAAUUCAAAAUCAUCUCUUGCCUAAUACGUUUCUUUUUUAUUUCUCAGAAAUCCCACUUCUCCUCACAUGGGUGUAUUCAGCCGAACCAAUCCUACCGCUGCCUUCAACUACGUCAUAUCACAAAUCGCCAGCGGUGACGUCACAGCUAGUACCCAGGCCUUAGUGCAGUUCGAAAAAGUGAUCAGAAACAAGAACCACAAGGAAGUCAGCAAACACAUCGAUCAGGUUAGAAUAGUUUUCUUUACUUGUGCACUUUGCGUAUACGUCACACUUGUUUUCCGUCGUCGACGUUUUCUUGACACUUAACCCUUCAACUCCCAGAUCAAAUUUGUAAUUCUUCUUACUGUCAACCAUACAAUUCUUAGAAUGUUAGUUCAGAGAAUUUAGUAGUGAAUCAACUAAUUAUCCCCAAAUUGAUAUUUGUCUGUAUUCUCAUUACUUGUCUACGUGGUAUUGUAUUGAUAUUGUAGGGGGAAAUUCUGUCUUGGUCACUCAUAGGAGUUAGAGGGCUUAGAUGGAGAGUGUGACUUUUUUCCUUGACUAGUCCUGACGUGUCAGGUCUUGAACAAAAAGACUUUGCAUAUGAAAAAAUUCGUCAAGGAUGAAGUUUGUUGGUGUAGAUGACUGAAAGAGGACUCUUCGAAAGAAAAUUUUUAAAGGUCUUUUGAGUGGAAAUUCUUCUCCCGCAAAUUUUGCUUAAAGUUGUCCGUGACAAUGUUUUGCUAAAUGUACGCCUCUAGAGGAGAAAUGCGUGGAUUCAUGCAAUUGAAAGUCUGUCUCGGGAAGGUCGCGAACGUGCCAAAACAUUCCAAAUGUGAAAAAGGUGUAACUGACAACAAAUAAGCCACAAUGAGCCCUGUGCAGUUAGCGAUCUCAGGGUACAAGACCGUGCUGGAAGGCAAAUUGCAUAGACAAACUGCUUCGAUUAAGUUGUGCAAAGCGUAAGCUUGCUUUCCAUGAAGUUGGUUUUUUUAAUACAAUGAAAUUGCUAACUGCGCUGGGCUUACUCCGCUUUUAUUUUCUGGACUGAAACAAAUUAUGACAAUGUGUAUCUUAUUGUUUCAGUUUCUGAAUGCUGCAUCCCUCCAGCUUAAUAUGAUCCUAACCACACACAUCCCCAACAUUGAAUCGAACCAGCAGCCCGAAGCCACAGUACUUAGACUCAUCAACUGCCUAACAGACACCAUGCUUGGAGUGUUCUCCAGCCCUGCGCUGGCUCGUGCCGUUUCGCGGAGCUCUUUGAAGCAGCUGAUGCAGGUGUUGAUUACUGUCCUGUCAGACGAUCGCUUGGCUGCUCUGGAAGACGGGCCGCAGAUACUGAGAGCAAUUAACGUGCUGAUGGUGAAAGUCAUUGAAAUGUCGGAUCAGACUUUCGUGUUAGGGUAAGGGAUCAACUUUAGAAAAGGUUCAAUUUUUUCUUCUGUGUUGCUGUGUUAUGGCACUUAACCAUCUUGUUGCCAAUCUUAUAAGAGAAAACCUAAAGCAGUCAAUAAAACUAGCGUCUGACUAAGAUGUGACUAGAUGAAGAAGGUGCAUCAAUUCACAGCUUGUACUGCAGGAUAGCAGAGAGUAUUCAGGCCCAGGGUAAUUCAAGGAUAUGCAUGUACCACCCAGUCUUCUCAAACUUGGUGCAAUUAAUAGAGGUUGAUGUGUGCGCUUCUCACGCGUGAUAACUGUGCGCGCUCCUCACGCGUGAUAACUGUGCGGAUCAAGGAUAUGCAAAUACAACGGAAGUACCUCUUCCUUUAUUGGUGACUUUGUAUUUCAGGUCAUUAAUCAAACUUCUGCAAGACUGUCUCAAGUUACUUCAAGAAAGCGCCGGUAACUCGCUCAGUUCACCAAAGUUUCUUGAGCUCGUAAUGAAGGUAGGUGGGUUUGCUAGGUCUUCUAGGGGCCAUUUUAAAAGAGAUUUGUUAAAAAUAACAACUAGUACUCUGCUUGCAAAAUCUUUAGCACGGUAAAGUUUUGGAGUUUUAAAUUGAUUUCUUACAAAUCAGACCAACAACUUUUAUUUUCUUUCUGGGCCCAGUUGUUCAAAGGGGGAUAACGCUAUCCAACGGAUAAAUCAAUACGCAGCGGAUAUCAGUUAAAAGAAGUAGUGCGCUAUCCACAGGAUAGCGAUUUAUCUAGUGCAUAGCGUUAUCCACCCUUUGAAUAACUAGUGCCUUUGUUUUGGUUUCACACGGAGUCACAACGGGUAGAUUUUGUAUCAAUACGAAAAGCUUGCUAUUAUUGGAUGCAAGGGUUGAUCUUCAGAUCUUGUUUAAUCGUUUGUGUGUUUUGAUUUUUGUUAUACUGAGUGUGAUCAAGAAUUGAGUUUGAAGAAAGGCAUUCAGUGUUUGUCUCAGUUGUGGGAAAAAGUAAAAUUGGAUUUCCCCGUAAGCGUUCGAACCGCAGCCCGUUCUGAUUUCACAGUAUUUGAUUUCGUUGGAUGCUUUACAAACCGAGCCACAGAAAAUUCGUGGGUGAGCUCUGAAAAACGUCCUGCAAACUGCUAGGAUCAGCUAUGUGGAAUUAAAUGCGUCGUAUGUAGAGAGAAAGUAAGAAAUAUUGCACAAGUUCAGGUCGAUCAUAGAUUGACCGUCAUGCUAAAACAUUUGUCAGAAGCGAGACAAAUCUAUUUUAAAUCGUCGAUUAAAAGGGAUGUCUUUAAAAACAUUUGUGGUCAGUGUGGAACAAUGUUUGUAUUAUCGUUUCAGUGCCUUUGGAAGGUUGUUCGUAAUUUACCGAAAACCAUAUCAGAAGUAAAAGUGGAUCAGAUUCUCCUGGACAUACACACGUUCUUACUGACACACCCCGAUCAGAUGUGGAAAAAUCGCGCGGACGAUACACCGCUCAGAACGAUCAAGACAAUAUUGUACACACUAGGCAAACUGAAGAAACAAGAGGUUUGUAGGUACAAUUUAACAUCUUCUUUCCUGUUGCAGUAGCCUUUGCAUCAACCGUAUUUUUUUGCUUCUGCGUUGUAGAUUUUGGACUGCCUCGGUUUGAUAGAUGAUCCAGAGAGUAGCGAGGUCGCCGCUUAUCUAAAGAAGAUCCUGAAGAGUAGUGGUCGCAAGGCUACGGAGAAUCACGUGAACGGAAGUGACUCAACAACACCGCACAAGUCCUCGGUACCAGACCUUCUGAUGGGAAUCGAUGUAAGUGACUACUCGCGUUUACUUGCGCUUGUUAAACGUAUGAACACAGAGCUUGAUUGACCUUUUGUGAUAUUCAUCCCUACUCUGAUAUGCGGGUGUGAUUGACCUAGCUUCGACAGUUGUUAUUACUUUUUUUCUAGUUUGGAUUUACGUUAUGGAAAAAUCGACUCAUUUCCAUCCAAAUGAAAUCUGAUAUGGUAGAGCCAGAAUUCUUAAUAUUUGUGAUUAUGAAGAGCUGAAAGAGUGUUCGAGUCAGCAACCCUACGCUAGUGAAAGCAAUCGUUCUCCUGGGAUACGAAGAGCAUCUAUCAUAACCACACCCCCCUAUAAAAAAAGAUAUUCAGUUUUUACGAAACUUGAAUAACUUAGUACUACACGAAUUCCUGGUGAUUUCGUAAUCAGCAUGGAAGAAGAAUCUUCAUCGUUUGGAUAGCUACGGGCGCUUUUAAAAACGUCUUCCCUCAGAUAUUGAUUGUGGUAUAUGAAAACUUGUUAUAAGAAUUUGAUGUUUUCUUUUGAUUUUUUAUAGUGUAUGUUGUAAGAAUUUUAUUUUUUUGGUGUUUACUUCAGGGCGGAAACAAAGCUCAAAACAAAGAAAAAAUUAAUGACAAAUUAGCGGAGAUAUUCGCCAAAAUAGGCUCGAAAGAGAACACAAGAGAGGUGAGUAGGUCAAGGAGUAGAUAAUUUGUACAUUGUCUUGUUAGGAUCUUCUCAAAGAAUCAUUCUUUGGUUUUCAUUUUCGAGAAGCAAAGCAAAAAUGUCAAAAUAGUAGGGUGGCUUCCUGGUCAUAACAGCCUAAAACUCUGAUAAUUCGCUCUGUUACAGUUGAACAUAAUAUUAGGCUGGACGUUUUCUGUCGGCUUUUAUUCAGUGACACCAAGUACGUCAAGAAAUCACUUUUUGCAAAGUUUUAAAAAUCGUAGGGAGCGGCAUAGAGCUGCCCGAAUCUUUCUGCGUAUGGAAUUAAAUCUUUUUUUCCCGUCUUUUUAGGGCUUGGCUGAACUCUAUGACUUCAAACAAAAAUACCCUGAGGCAGACAUUGAUCCAUUCUUGAAGCGAACCUCCGAGUUCUUCCAGAGUUACAUUGAAAGAGGACUAAAGAAUAUCGAGAUGGAGAGAAAAGGAAGGAAAGUGUCAGGUACAGUACCGUAAAAUUUUUAUCGAGUACUUGUUAUCUGUGGAUCUGAACAAUGCAAACCAACGGAUCAUACAUUUAUUGAGCGGAGAACCCCAAUUUUUAAUAGUUUCGAAAGAACCAAGGCUUGUCCUAGAGAAGGGCUUUCACGGAAGUCCAAGGAAAAUUCAUUUUUUAUCUUUCCCUUGUUUUCCUGCGGUGCCUUCUCUCACAGACUUAGGCAUUUUCCAAUUGGACGUCAGGAUUGCAUUGGAUCAGCUUCCCCGCGCUCUGUGAUUGAUCCAGGAAAAUUCAUUUUUCAUCUUUCCCUUGUUUUCCUGCGGUGCCUUCUCUCACAGACUUAAGCAUUUUCCAAUUGGACGUCGGGAUUGCAUUGGAUCAGCUUCCCCGUGCUCUGUUAUUGAUCCAGGAAACGUGGCUCCCCUCUCGACCAACCAGUCAGACACUUUAACUUCGCUCUUUAACUUCGUUCUGAUCGUAAACUUGAUAUUCUUUUGGUUUUGGACCAACGUCAAUCAAUUUGGUAGUGACCUUUACAGAAUUCCUUUUCACAGUAAUUUAACAAGAAUAUGUAACUAGUAUUCCACAAGAGCGUGUUGGAUAUUAGUUGGCUAUAACCAAUCUGGUAUCAAAAAAGCGCAAAUGGAAUAAUUGUUUCAUUAAAUUUUAUUAACUCCUGGACGUUUGGAUAUUUCGAGCCUUUUUUCAGCAACAGCGAGUGCAAUGCAUUUCCAUAUAAGGCGACUCGGAAUAUGAGCUGAUAAUCGGAGUUGAGUGCACCAUUCAUUCACACUUAUUUUUUGCAGGGACAGCUCCCUCGUCUGGAAUAUCGACGACAGCGCUCAGCUCAUCAAAUUCAACAGAGGGAGAAAGCACCGGUAAAAAAAAAAUAAUGCGGAUUUACUUCUAUAUUUUCCUUUAACCCUUGAACUAGCGAUCUGAUUGUCAAUUCUACCCUUUAACUGCUACACAUUUCCUUGUAAAUUAGUUACGAGACGUUAAAUCAAGAUAACAACUUCUUCCUGAUAAGUCUGAGUAUUCUCGUUAGCUGUUUGCUGGAUAGUGUACGGAUAUUUUAGGGAGAAGAUAAAGGAAUGCUCUCGUCUUAAGAUUGAUAUUUUAAAUGUUUUGAGUCUCUACGUCGAAUAAAUAAAUAAACAAACAAAUAGAUGAAUGAAGUAAGUUAAAUUUGUUGUGGUGUUAUUGGUUUUUUUUUGCACUUUCAUAGAACGGUCCAUUUGAAUAUAUGUGCAUCUUAGGUUUUUUUCCUCUCAUUCAAGUUGUUUAGCAACACUCAUUCGAAAUUUCACAUCUAUUCAUAGUUUUUUUUCACAUGAGACGAGUAUACACUUUUGAAUUUUGUUAUUCGUUUGAAUAUUUCUAUUUUUCAUCCGAAGACGAUGCCGAUGCCUACAGAGACAGACUGAAGGUUCUAAGAAUGAGAGCUGGCCUGGAUAAUCAGUCGAACACUGCAUCAAAGGUUUGUAGACGCAUCUCUUUAUAUUGUACGGAUUUCGGCACAGUUCGUUGACAUUACUUCUUACACUGCGUUUCACUAUUUAGAAAGCGGAAUCAGGAGACCAGCGUGUACCAGAGUACGAAGAACCGUCCACUGACGAACGAUCACUGAGUGCAGCUGAUAAGAAACCAUCCUACAUAAACAUUGUAAGUCAUAUGGUGCGAUUGAAUUUUUAUCUUAAUAAAUUCAAUGAAGCCUGCGCUAGGCCCUCGAUACGCGAAUGGAAGAAAAUCGCGCUCGCGUUCCACUUGCACUCCCGCACGCACUCGCACUCGCACUCGCACACGCACUCGCUCAUUAAUUCAAUACUUUAUUUCUUCUUUUAUGUAUAUUUAUUUAUUAUUUUUUGCAGCCCUCAGUUAUUUCACAGUCUACGGAUACCACUGAUUCGAUAACAGCAGAUCCAGAUAGCAUAUUGGACAUCAAGAAAAGACUCGAGCGCAUCAAGAAUAACUCAAGGAACUGAUAUGUGUAAUUGUGUUGUUCAUCGUAACCAACAAAACAAAUACUGAAAAUAAUUCCAACAUGCGUAAAUGGAGCAGCGGUGCCAACUUGUCUGUGUAGAAUUAAGUAGCAACCAAGACACCUCGGAAUGGCAAAAAACUGCAAUUGGGUUAAACGUUUGUUCUCUCAGCGGUAUGCUCUGAAGAACAAUGGACUUCGGCAGUACAGACCAUUGGUUUUCCCGAAUUUUUCGGGGUGGUAGUAAGGUCAAAGGUAUGGCAUGUUGGUAGAGUUGAACGAGCUGUGAACGGCUUCUCAUUGGUUAACAAUGAGAAGCAUUGAAUGACAAUGUAGUACUGCAGUACAUGCAAUUGGUUUUCCAUUUUCUCUCUGAAAGUCCCUCAACGUCUUCUCAUCGGUUAAAAUUCACGUUUUAAAGUUCCUCAGUUCUGGGCCUGACAUCCCAUCACAAGCCGUGAACUCGUAUGUAAGAUGAUGUCAUGGUACUUUGGUCAAAGCACUUUUGGUUGUCGUCUUUGUUAUGGUGGCGCUUAACAACACCGUUGAAAAAAAUGAGUGUCUUAAGUUGAACUAAAUGUGUACAGAGUAAAUCUUGCGUCGAGUUGUGUUCCUUCGGUUUUUUUGUUUUUUUUUUAGUUCAGCGGUGUUCCUGUUGCCGCAAAUGAAGAAAUGCAAAUUCUUCGUUUAAUUCUUCUCGAAUGUGCAGAAAGCAAAGGUUUAUAUUUAUACAGUACUGAAAAUGGUAAUCAUUGCAUUAUUUUCGUACCACGUAAAUUAUUCUUUGCUUUCUAAGGGAGUAUAAAUUGCAUCUUGUGAUCUCGUAAAAUAAAUCUCUGAGGAAAAUUACCAGAAAAGGUAUUAUGAAACAGGUGUGUUCCAUUACUAACCGUUGUUCGGGAAAUGAGUCUGCAUUUACCCUACCGAAGUCCUUCUCGGGAAAAUUGCCGACCGUAAUCGGGAAAACGGCGGAAAUCGAGCCACGCGUUGAACAGGAAAUAAUUGAGAUCACAAUGGUGUUCAUAAACGAAGUCGCUUUACUAAAUAUUUCAGAAAUCAUCACUCUUUCUGAUCCAAAGUCACGGGUGCACUU
Molecule: messenger RNA, 29217 nt
Organism: Pocillopora meandrina
Lineage: Eukaryota; Metazoa; Cnidaria; Anthozoa; Scleractinia; Pocilloporidae
Source: the annotation of a GenBank genome assembly